CCUUAGUGACUGCUGGCUGCUGAUUUGUUUGUGGCUGAUAACCUGGUAGGCCCGAUUUCAGGCGAUCUAAACAAAAUAUGUUGUUAAUGUCCAUUUAUUCUGUUAACCAAAAAUAAAUCAUAUGUCAGUGUUUGACAGUCAGAAACAAUUAAAAAUAUGGAAUUAAAUGAAUCAACAAAAUAUUUUAACAUUGAAGCCAUGCCUCCUGAGUUCAAUGUGUUGAUGCAAGCCAUAUCAAACUGUGCUGGACCAGUGGUGCACCAGAUACUCCAACAACAGCCCCAACUAAUUAACCAUAAAGGUUGGCAUGGCAACACUGCCCUGCACCGUGCAUGUUUAGUAGGAGACAUCAGUGUGGUAGCUCUCCUGGUAAAUGCUGGUGCUGACACUAACACACUGAAUGACUCGGGGGAGAGUCCAGUUCAUUACGCUGCCAAAAGGGGAAUUCCGUCUGUACUUCACAUUCUAACCAAGCAUGGUGGUGAUGUUACUACUACUGAUAAACAUGGCAGGAGGAUAACACACCAUGCAUCAGAAACAGGCUCUGUCUAUAUGCUUCACUACUUGUCAACCGUGCACAGUGUGAGUUUCCGUGAUGUUGACAAGAAACUCCAGUCACCACUGCAUAUAGUUUGUGGAUUUGGUCAUGCAGAAGCUUUUAAGUAUCUGAUCAGGAAGGAGAGAAGUGACUUGACCCAAGGUGACUUUGCUGGGAACACGCCAAUGCAUCUGACAGUUGAGGAGGGACACAGUCAUCUGACGUGGUUGCUGCUGAGAGCAGUGGGCUGCGGCAGUCUCCAUCACAGGAACAAGGCAGGCUACACCCCAGUGGACAUCGCCUGCCAGCGUGACAAGGCUGGACAUAAGGAGAUCACACCAUUGUUGAAGUCAUAUGAAGGCGUGCGUGAUCACAGCUAUAAACCCAGUGGAUCCGAUGUUGCUACGGUAAUGGCACUUGCUGUCACAAGCUCUAUAUAUGACUGUGUGUGUUGUUCUGUAAAACUACUAAUCCAGUAA
Messenger RNA from Gigantopelta aegis, 1017 nucleotides. Its product is annotated as serine/threonine-protein phosphatase 6 regulatory ankyrin repeat subunit C-like. Gene Ontology annotation, molecular function: protein binding. Bases 157 to 1017 code for a protein of 286 amino acids. The record is from RefSeq and is a predicted model, not a curated record. Lineage: Eukaryota; Metazoa; Mollusca; Gastropoda; Neomphalida; Peltospiridae. The transcript is spliced from 5 exons.